AUGGGUCCCAAAAACUUUGCUUUGACUCGUGAAAAAGUGCGUGAAAAGGAAAAAAGAGAGCCCACUCAAUCAGAAAUGUUUGUUGAAACUCGAAAAGGAAAUAAAGGAAAGGAACUGGAUGUAGAAACUGGAAAAGUAAUUUCCCAACUUCAAGAAAUGGUUGAAAAGGAGGAAAGUGAUACAGAAGCUUUUAAAGUUGUUUUUGGAAAGGAGUGUCCAGGAAGGGUCUAUACAUUAAGGGACGAGUUUAAAGAUAAGAUUGAUAGAUUGCAAAAUGCUUUUAAGACCGUAAUAGAACAAUGCAAUCCUCAAAUUAAUAUAGAGUCAAUUGAAGAUUUGGUAGGAUUAUCUCAUGGAGAUGCUAAUAGUUCCCCAAAGGAUAUAAGACUGCAAAUGCAUUCAUCUACAUCAACUCAUGCUCCAUGUCAUGGAAAGAACGACGUAGAUGACAAAUUUCAAGAGGACGACAUAGAUCUAGAUGAUGAAUUUCAAGAGGACGAUAUAGAUGGUGAAUUUCAAGAGGACGGCGUAGAUGAAGAAUUUAUGGAGGAUGACAUAUCUAACGAAUAUCAAGAGGACGAUCUGGAUGAUUUACUCCUAGAAGACAAACUUGAGUGA
Messenger RNA from Vicia faba (fava bean), 618 nucleotides. The record is from the annotation of a GenBank genome assembly. NCBI's taxonomy places the organism in Eukaryota, Viridiplantae, Streptophyta, Magnoliopsida, Fabales, Fabaceae.